GACCAUUUGGCUGGUCAAGGCGUUUGAUGAACGGACUGCCGAGGGCGGCAUGGGUUUCAGAUCUCUCCGAAUAGCAAUUUGUUUCUUGUGUACAACCAGUUCCAACAAGUUCUGCCCCGUAUCCAUAAGCAUACUUUGGAUCCUUGGUGUCCGACCCUCGGGGACAGGCCUAGAGGUGAUACGGGGAAAAGAAGGCAAGAGAACACCGCCGCUAACAUGUCGCAGACCGCAAUCGCCCCAACUCCAACAACAUCCGGUACGCACAGGUCCUGGUAAGCCCGACGCCACCUAGGCAUCAUCAACACAACACCAUCUGGUCCGAACCCGUCCACUCCUCCUUCACCUCCUGCAACUGCCCCCCGCCCUCCUCCAGAUCCUCCGCCUGCCUCCAGCCACUCGGCCCUUCACUAUCCAAGAAACAGCCGCCCGCCCCGACCACCUCCCCCUCCUUCAGCAUCCCCAUCCCAUCG
Chaetomium fimeti is the source of this 470-nucleotide messenger RNA. RefSeq lists its product as uncharacterized. The transcript has a single exon. The record is from RefSeq and is a predicted model, not a curated record. Lineage: Eukaryota; Fungi; Ascomycota; Sordariomycetes; Sordariales; Chaetomiaceae. The coding region runs from base 50 to 292 and encodes 80 amino acids.